Blepharisma stoltei is the source of this 934-nucleotide messenger RNA. Lineage: Eukaryota; Ciliophora; Heterotrichea; Heterotrichida; Blepharismidae. The record is from the annotation of a GenBank genome assembly.
AUGAUAAACAUCUAUAUCUUUUCCAUAGGAGCUGCUCUUAUGGUUUCCUGUGGAUUUGCAGGACCUUAUCUAUAUGAGUCCUAUAAAGAUGAUUUUGAUGUUAAUACAUGGAGAACUUGGGUCAAACUUUUUUUAUUUAUCAUCACUUUUACGAGCGGAAUUGUAUCAGGGUUGUAUUCAUGGAUAAAUCUUAGAAAUUUAUCAAUUGCUGCUGCAGCUUUGCUUAUAAUUGUUCUGUUUUGGGAUUUUUACUAUAUAAUCUUUGGAUUAUCACUAUCUUCUCUUGAGCUAAAUUCAGAUCAGACUGAUCCUUCAAUGAUAUCAGCGAAAAUAGUCUGCCUCUCACCAUCCUCACCUGAAACAUAUCAAUCUUUUCUCUAUAUUUCAAGUCUUUUCUUUAUAUUGACUUCAUCAGUAAUUUAUAGUUUAGACACUUGCUUUAGAUUUUUUCAUAAGAAGGCUUCUCAGAUUUAAAUUAUACUACUUAUAUUGACUUUUAAAUUGUGUUAUGCCCUAAAUAUGGCUGCAUUUUAUAAGGAAUCGCUUUCACGCGCCAAAUUUAAAAUAAUAGAGAAUAAUUGAUGAAGAAGUUAGAAUUCCCGAAGUGGAUUCAAAGUCAGUAAAUGAAUCAAAAAUUCAGCCCCUUGAUAAGACUGAUACAGAUAAUUUUGUAGCUCUGCCAAUAUCAACUGUAAAUAGAAACAAUGAAAAUGAAGAUCUUUUCAAAAAGGUUAAUCAAGAUAAAAAUGAAAGUCUUUUUAAUAGUGUUUUAAAAAAGGAUCAUAAAAAUGAGCGGAAAAGUGAAGAAUUUUUCCUAAAAGGAAAAGAUAAUGAAAAUAAUAGAAAUCCAGAUAAUGCUGGAGAAAAUCCAAUUUUAAGCCCUGGAAGAGGCAGAGGAAGAGGAAGAGGGCGGGGAAGAGGCCGUGGAGCUUAA